This is a messenger RNA of Capsicum annuum, 3855 nucleotides long. RefSeq names its product ankyrin repeat-containing protein ITN1. NCBI's taxonomy places the organism in Eukaryota, Viridiplantae, Streptophyta, Magnoliopsida, Solanales, Solanaceae. Gene Ontology annotation, molecular function: protein binding. The coding region runs from base 47 to 805 and encodes 252 amino acids. The transcript has a single exon. The record is from RefSeq and is a predicted model, not a curated record.
AGGAGAUUUUGGAUAAAUCCGCAAAGCAAAUAAAAGAAACGAAAAAAUGGAUCCAACCUUGUACACUGCUGCGGUGGAAGGCAAUAUCAGUAAAGGUGAUUUUACACUUGCUGAAUAUCUGAAACGGGAAGAAGAAAAUGCGUACCAAGUCACUCCAACGGGAAACACAAUCUUACACGUGGCGGCACAUUAUGGCCACUCCCAUUUCGUGGCAGAAGUCCUUAAGAUUACUCCGGCGUUGUUAUGCCAUCCGAACAAGAAGAAUGAGGCUGCGCUUCACAUAGCAGCUAAUGAAGGUCACAUCGAAGUAGUCCACUUGCUACUUAGUAUAGAUGAGCAUUAUAAGGAGACACUCAUGAGGAUGACAGAUGAGAAUGGAGAUACAGCCCUGCACAAGGCCGUGCGAAGCCGACAUCAAGAUGUAGCCAGACUGUGGGUGAAAGAAGAUCCUGAAUUCGAAUUUCCAUCAAACAAGGCGCGGGAGACACCAAUGUAUCUGGCAGCUGAGUCUGGUCUUCGUGACGGUUUGGUUGAAAUCUUGAACACCUGCAAGCAACCAACUUCUUCUGCAGGUCCAUUAAAUCGAACACCUCUGCAUGCAGCAGUGAUUCAGGAACACAAGGGUAUGUACAUAAUUUUUUGCCGCUACUGUCACAAUAUUAACAUCUCUUUUCGAUCUUUGUUACUAUCUUUUGUUUCUUGUACUUCGACAAUCGUAUUAUUUUGUUGUAGUAUUGUUCUGUUUUGGACUGUUUUUUCUUCAGCUGAGAGUCUAUCGGAAACAGCCUCACCACCUCUGAGGUAGUGGUAAGGUCUACGUACACUCUACCCUUCCCCAAACCCACUUAGAGACUACACUAGGGAGUCUAAAUUUGCGUUGAUUUAACUCCUUAUCAUCAUCAUCUUUGACGCAUGCAUCCAGAUUGCGCGAGAUUGCUAAUGCAAUGGAAUAGAUAGUUGUGUGAGGAACCUGACGUGGGGGGUUGGAAUUCGCUGCACUUUGCUGCUCUUUUAGGAUUGAAAGAAGUAGUUUCCGAUAUGCUGGUGUGGAAAAGAUCCUUAGCCUACCUUCCAGCAGGCAGUGACAAUGACUGGACAACAGCAAUUCACAUUGCAGCCGGUGGAGGUAAGGUAGACGUUAUACAUACGCUACUAAAUCACUGCCCUGAUUGCUGGGAAAUGCUCGACAGCAACGGACGAAAUGCUCUUCACAUAGCCAUAUUCUGCAGUCGAGCAAAUGUGGUCAGUUACUUGUUGAAGCCCACAAAGUGGGAUAAGCUUAUCGAGGAUCCAGACAAUGAUGGCAACACGCCUCUCCAUUUGCUUGCUUCCUCUAAUUUUUGGGGCUAUGUGCCUCUGGAAUUAAAAGAUCAUCCCCGAGCAAAGAAGAUGUCAUAUAACAAGGACAACAAGACUCCUUUUGACGUAGCAGUGUCUUGCACAGAGUGGACGGCAGACAAGGAUAGAAUCGCGCCCAGCUUGUAUCACGAUUUCUUAAAUUCCAUUGUUCAAUUGGGACGGCGUUCACCCAAGCUGAACCAGAGGGAUCGGCAGAAGAUAAUUUUCAACCAAGCUAAGCAACGCGACAUAAAACAUUGUCAUACCCUAUUUUUACCUAAGGUCAAAACGAGCACGACAUUAUGGACUCUAAAAGAAUAAAUUAUGUACAGAGUCGCCAUCUAAUUUUUAAGGAAAAAUAGGAAGGAAAAAUAGGAAGCCUACUUAUUUAUUAACAAAUGCGACUUCAUUCUUAUCUACGAACCAAUUUAGAUUCUAGGUAAGGGUUCAAAUUAUUCCGAAGAGAAUGUAUUAGGCACCCUUCAGAAUCCACAAAUGUGGUUCCCGACCAGACUUAGGUUUAUAAAAAGAAAGAGGAAAAAUCAAUGUUUAUAAAUAUAGAUUUGAAAUAUGCAUUAAAAUAAUAUAAAUAAUUUAUAUAUAAAGAAUGUGUAAAUUGCAUAUGUUAUCGUAAAAAUAUGUGUAUAAAAAGUGUAUAAAAAUGAACAAAAAUACAUGAGAAUAUGUAUGGAAAAAUGAAAAGAUUAAAUAAAGAAACUUUUGUUCAAAAAAAAGAUUACAUAACACUUUUAGUGUAAAAAUAUGAAUUAUUCUAUUAAAUAUCUAAAUUAAUUUAAUUCUUUUAUAUUAAUAGUAACGACCUAAAUUUGCCUAACGCGUGAUGAAAGUUGCGUAAAUAAAUAAUAUCCCUCCCAACACCUCAAAUAUAAAGACUUCACUAAUAAUUUAAUAUUUGAACAAAUGUGAAAGUAUAAAAAUACAAACAUAAAAAUUAAAGUCUUCUUUGAAUGCUAUUCCCGGUGAGUAUUCUCAAUAACCUCUACAAACAUUUGUAAAUAAAAUGUUAGUAACAAAUAAAUAAUUACAAAAGGCAUGUGCACAUAUAUAUAUUUAAAAAUAUAAUUUUAUUGAAAAGCAGGCUCAGAUAAAGUUUUUUUUUUUUUUUAAAAGAUUUCAUCAUUAUCCAAAAAUUAUUUAUUACGUAUUUAUAUACGUAAUAUCCGUUUUUUUAUUUGCAAAGACUUCGAAAAUCAACAUAGAAUUUCUUCAUCGGCCAAUGUAAAAUAAAACUUUUUUUUAAACUAAAAAUUAAUAUCAAAUUAUCAAUAAAUAAAAUAAUAAUAAUGUUAAAGCAAUCCAAAACAAGUAGCAAAAAAAAAUAGCUAAAAAUCGUAGAAAUGUUGUCUAUUGAAAAACUCUAAGAGAAUAUAUUAUUGGUCCAAAUAAAUAGAACUAAUCGUAUGUGAAGACAAAAUAGAGCAACAUAAAGUCAAUGUCAUCCAUAAAAAAAAAAAAAUAAUAAUAAUGUAAACAUUUUCAAAACCAAAACAAGAUUAUGACUAAAAUGAACGUGUGAAUGGUAUCUUGACACCACGUUUUGAAUAAUUAAAGAUUUUAUUUGUGCACUAUUAAAGUUUAAGGUCAAAAUUAUAAUUUGGUGUCAAGUUUAGAAUCAUAUUUAUGUAUUAUCUUAAAAAUAAAAGCAAACAUUUAUAAAAAACUUUUCAACAACUCACUCAAAUAAAUUAAACAAUAUAUAUUUUUUUAGAACAACAUAAUGAUUAAAGUGACACAAUAAUUAAAGCAAUACAAUUAUUAAAGCAAGGCAAUAAUUAAAGUAAUAUAAUAAUUAAAGCAAAAUAAUAAUUUAAUGAUAAUAAUAAAUCUCAUAACAACCAAAUAAGCAAACAUGAAAAAAUAAAAUCCAUCUUUAUAACAAAAUGACCUCAAAUAUACGGAAAGAUAAUUUUAUUAGCCAGUAUUAGUCUUUAAUAUAAAAUAAUAAUUUUGAUAAAAUAAAAUUCAUCUUUUUAAUGGAGUGACCUCUAAUAUCCGACGGAGAAAUAAUUUCAUUGACAAGUGUUUAUAAUACUUGAAAAAUAACCAAAUUACAACUAAGAAAAAAAAUAAUAAAAUCCACAAGAUAAAUCCAAGGAAAACAAAAUUAGUAACUAAGUGUUAUGUUCAAAAUGCCAACAGUGGUCAAAUAAUCACCAAUUAUCAAGAACAAAAUCAACAAUGGCAAAAAAAAAUGUAAAAAGCUAAAACAAAUAUCCAAAUAAUUAUUAGAAAAAGAAAUAAAUUUAAAACAAAUAAAUUUAACCAAAUAGUUUGAACAAAAACAACGGAGCAAACAAUUUAUAUCUAAGAUUUAACAAUGAAAGUGGCCAGACCUGGAAUUUCGCCUGCCGAUGAUCAACUCCGGCAAGUCGCGAUGGAAAAGAGAGGAGGGAGCGGCGCGUGGUAGCUGGACGUUGGUUGUUGUGAUACGGGGAAAGGAAGGGUGGCGCGGUGGUGGUUUCUUAGUGGUGGUGCGGCUGGUAAGGGAAUUCUGCC